CUGCUGUAUAUUUCUCCUUUUUCGCUGUUUCCUUUCAACUCCUCGUCUCCCCUAUUUUUCUUCCAAGUUUUUUACAAGCCUUUCCCCUUCUCUAAAGAAAAAUAUUUUACUGUUAACAAUUAACAGAUUUCAGCCCUUCCUCUUUUUUUUUUUUUUUUUGGGGGGGGUGUUUUUUCUGUCCUUCUUCCUUGGUUCUCUUUUCUCCCAGACGGGUCUCUCCCUGUAGCUUCAGCCCAACUCUGAAUCUCUCUACACCACGACGCUUCCUCCUCCCUUCCUUUCUCAUUCUUACAUAUCUAUCUUCGCCUGUCUCCCCACUAUUUUAUUAACCAUAAUCUCGUCAACAUUUUCAGGUCAAAACGCGCACCAGUCCCAGAACUUGGACCAUCCUUGGCUGAUCAUCGGCCUCUAUUUUUUUUUUUAACUGCGUAAUCCCUGGAUAAUAUCAACUCUCUUUCAAGAUCGGAUAAUAAUCUAAUACUCUCUGAUUGUUGCACCUUAGACAACCACGUUGGAGUUGGUUCCUGGACAUCCGGAAGUUAUCUUUAGGCCCCUAAGCGGGAUUGAUCCGCCUCGUGAGUUUUGUGGGGUAACCAUGAAGUCCGGGUCACUGGAAUACUGGAGGAAUUACUUUCGAACUGCAAAUUCUGAUAUAUUCGAUAUAAUUGACCACGCGAUCAUGGUGGCGGUUUGGGAUUGUCCGAAGGAAUUUAGAUUACGAAGAGACGGAAUUGCGGAACGUUUGUUUUCUUCUAGAUUGACCCGUUGUGUGGGGUGUGAUCGAUUGGAGUUGGCGGUAUCUGGUGAUGACGAGGAAGAUGGAGGUUGUAAGAGUGGUUUUGAUCGAGAUGCUACUGAAUUAGAAGCAGGAGCUAGUAAAGAGAGCAAGGUCAAUAGUAGCAGAGACGAUCAUGGAGAGAUGGACAGGAACAAAGUUAGUACUUUUAGUUUUGGAGAAGCUGAGGCAUUGACUGAUGAGAUUGAAGAAGAGUCUCAGAUGGUUGAGGAGGUUAUGAGGAUCAAAGACAUUCUCCAUAACAGCAAGGAAGAGCCUGAUUCAGUACUAUUUGAGUCAUUGAGGAGGCUCCAGCUGCUAGCACUGAACGUGGAUCUUCUUAAGGGAACUGAAAUUGGAAAGGCUGUCAAUCCUCUCCGGAAGCAUGGAUCAAAGGAGAUCCGUCAACUUGCACGAACUCUUAUUGAUGGCUGGAAAGAAAUGGUAGAUGAAUGGGUCAAGUCCACGGCAGCUAUAGCAGGUUCAGCAGAAGGAACCCCAGAUUCAGUUAAUCCAUCAGUGGUUGAUGAAGAGGAAGGGCUUCCUUCACCUCCAAUGGAUGAAGGGGCUUUCCUUGCAGCUCCAACUGGUCCAAUAGAACUCUCACAGUUCUUUGAUGGCAUGGAUGAUGAUGGAAAUUUUCGACAAAGUGGGGAAUUCAUGAAGACUCGCGAACAUAUCAGAAAACCAUCUAUGGACAGUCAAAACGUUGCAAAGAGAAAACCACAGGCUUCCAGAGAGGCCAAUGAGAGUAAAUGUCACCAAAUGAAGAAAAAUGAGGUUGCUGCGAGACAAAGUAAACCGGUCUGCACUGAUGCUGGCCCUGGGAGGCCACCAAAAUCCAGCUUGCAGCAAAAAAGCAACACAGUACCAAAGAUGCAGCAGAAACAAGAGAAGAGUGCUAUCCCGAAGAGGCCUCUUGUUACUGAGCAAGAUAAAUUCAAGUGUUCAGAUGACGUUUCAGUCCAAGUGAAACUAGAAGCAACUAAGAGGAAACUUCAGGAGUCUUACCAACAAGCUGAAAAUGCCAAGAGGCAGCGAACGAUACAGGUUAUGGAGUUGCAUGAUCUUCCAAAGCAAGGGAACGGCCACCGAAAUCCGCACUUCAAGUCUGGGAACCUCAACAAGCACUGGGCUCAUGGACGAAGAUAGAGAUUUCUGUAUGCAAGUAGAGGAGCUACGGUAGUUUUACAGAAGUUUGAAUGCUACGACUAACUUGUUUGGCCAUGAUGAGGCCGGGACGGAAGCAUGGUUUGCUUGCCCAUCAACAAUACCAAGCCCCUUCCGGGGCAAUUUCUUAAGUCAAAAGACAUUGAGUACAUAGAAAAUUUGUUCACCCACGAUUGGUGAAGAGGGUCCUAACUGCGGCACUCAACUGUGAACUUGUUUCUACAAUCAUUGUCUAUAUAGAAAUCUCGUUGAAUCCACUCUUCAAUUUUAUCGUCUUAAUUUGUCAUAAACUCAGUGGUCUUCCACUCUCAUAAUAGUUUUGUGCCCAUUAUUUACC
Molecule: messenger RNA, 2282 nt
Organism: Prosopis cineraria
Lineage: Eukaryota; Viridiplantae; Streptophyta; Magnoliopsida; Fabales; Fabaceae
Product: probable mediator of RNA polymerase II transcription subunit 26b
Exons: 10
Coding region: 596-1927 (443 amino acids)
Cellular component (GO): nucleus
Source: RefSeq, a predicted model, not a curated record